Messenger RNA from Parnassius mnemosyne (clouded apollo), 336 nucleotides. The record is from the annotation of a GenBank genome assembly. NCBI's taxonomy places the organism in Eukaryota, Metazoa, Arthropoda, Insecta, Lepidoptera, Papilionidae.
AUGCCUGAAUUCGACAAUUGUGAUAAAUCCAUAACAAAAAAGUUACCUGGGCUCGAGUGUAACAAAUGUGGAAAAGUAGUACACGUCAAUCAAUUAUGCACAGACUUAUCUUCGAAGCAGUUAUCAGCGCUGCACAAUACUGAAAACCUGGAGUGGACAUGCCAAGAUUGUCAUAAAGAAUCGCUCCAUCGUAAGUCUUUCAUAAUUCCGGAGGAUGAUGACGAUGAUACUGAUGAGAACCAAAUGGGUGAAAGCGGUUCGGCAGCGAUGAGUAAACUACUUAGUGAUAUCUCAACUGAGGUAAAGGAAGCAGUGAAGAAGGAAUGGCUUCUGUGA